AUGGCUCUUAUUCGAAGCUAUUUCCACACCUACAAUCGAAUCGUCCCGCUCUUCGACGAAGAUGACUUCAUGCAUCGAUUUGCCGAACUAGACAUGGAUCAGAUCCGGGCCGAUGCAGCAUUCUGGACUGCCACAAACGUCAUGUGUGCCAUUGCUCUCCGCCAGCAAAAUCUGUCGUAUUUUGCCGACUCUCCCAACAACCCGGACCGUGAAGCAUGGGAAUACCUCGAUACCGCAUUAGACAAGGCGGUGGAACUCACAAUCCGUGGUAGCAAUGACCUCCUCGCCAUUCAGGCACUGGUGGGAAUGGCCAUUUUCCUACAAACCGCGCCGGACGCACAUGCUGCAUCGACACUCCUUGCUGCUGCAAAUCGGCUGCUCCUUCAAAAUGGUCUCCAUAUUCAGAAAGAUGAACAGCUUUUGGGGCAAUCCGGAUCUGAAGCUUUCCGUCUCAUGGUACAGCGAAAUCGUGUCUUCUGGAUAGCUUUCAAUCUGGACCAUGAUCUUGCCACCCGGCUUGAAAGGCCACCGCUAAUACACGAAGAUGAUAUCGGUGCUGAUCUUCCUCUACUAUAUCCCGAAGAUGAACUGGGCUGUAUAUCAUCUGUUGAUAAUUCUACAAAGAUCAACUACCUGCGGGCACGAUCUCACCUUGCUCUUAUCGAAAAUCGUAUUCACCGACGACUCAUGUCUGCCAGAGCAAAACGUCAAACAGCCCUCGAACGAGGGGCUGCAAUUAAUGAACUAGAAGCGGAGCUUAGCAUUUGGAAAGCCUCAUAUCUAGAUCUAAGUGCUACUCUCGAUUAUCUUGCUACACAUCGCGCACUGUGGACGUAUAUGGAGAUAAUGGACCUCCUAAUUGCUGUGUUUCGGUGGCGAGAGCGUCUUUAA
Molecule: messenger RNA, 891 nt
Organism: Trichoderma aggressivum f. europaeum
Lineage: Eukaryota; Fungi; Ascomycota; Sordariomycetes; Hypocreales; Hypocreaceae
Product: transcriptional regulator family: Fungal Specific TF
Exons: 2
Coding region: 1-891 (296 amino acids)
Biological process (GO): DNA-templated transcription
Molecular function (GO): DNA binding; zinc ion binding
Source: RefSeq, a predicted model, not a curated record